UUGGGCUCAACCUUCCCGACUACAAAAACAAUGGGAUCUCCCGGACAAAUGAAUAACGAAUCAUCUAUAACAUCAGCAUUAUCCCCUAUAUGGGACACAAGCCAGCAACCGAGACCAGUGCAGUUACUUGGCCGCAGUGAGGAUACCGACAUUAUCUUAACUGAGCAAAUGGCAGAACAGAUUCGUCCGCAUCUUCCACCAUUCCUUCGUGAAUCCACGAAAUGGGAGCUUCUAUAUGCCACAGACCAACACGGGAUUAGUCUCGCGACGCUCUUUCGAUUGGUAACUGGGCCGGCACUAUUGGUGUUGGAAGACACACACGGGAGAAUAAUGGGCGCAUUCGCAAGCGAAACACUAGGAAUGAGGAAGGGUUAUUAUGGGAAUGGCUCUUCAUUUCUCUGGAGGUUGAAUGAGCGCGACAACGUUACCGUAUAUCUGUCUACCGGCAAGAACGAUUACUACAUUCUUAGCGAAACAGGUGCUAGUGUUGCUUUUGGUGGAGGGACUGGGGCUUUUGGACUGUGGCUUGACGAUCAACUCCAACGGGGACAUACCUCGACAUGUACCACGUACGACAAUGAGCCCCUUACGGGUACAGCUUAUGGUUCAGAUUUCGAGUGUGUGGGGGUGCAAGUUUGGGGUUUCCAAUGGUGACCUUUGUGUGCUGGACUUUUUACGUUCCAGUGGCCAACAUAGACUGAAUAUAGAUAUCUUUAAAUGCUGAUACGUCAAUAAUAUACCCAUGUGCAGAAGAUA
Messenger RNA from Spizellomyces punctatus DAOM BR117, 756 nucleotides. RefSeq lists its product as uncharacterized. The record is from RefSeq and is a predicted model, not a curated record. Bases 31 to 654 code for a protein of 207 amino acids. Gene Ontology annotation, biological process: response to oxidative stress. Lineage: Eukaryota; Fungi; Chytridiomycota; Chytridiomycetes; Spizellomycetales; Spizellomycetaceae. Gene Ontology annotation, cellular component: nucleus. The transcript is spliced from 4 exons.